Molecule: messenger RNA, 1150 nt
Organism: Aspergillus eucalypticola CBS 122712
Lineage: Eukaryota; Fungi; Ascomycota; Eurotiomycetes; Eurotiales; Aspergillaceae
Product: protein-L-isoaspartate O-methyltransferase
Exons: 1
Coding region: 454-984 (176 amino acids)
Biological process (GO): protein modification process
Cellular component (GO): cytoplasm
Molecular function (GO): protein-L-isoaspartate (D-aspartate) O-methyltransferase activity
Source: RefSeq, a predicted model, not a curated record
UCAUUAUUAAAGAAGCUCCUGCAAAGGUCCCUAUCAAUGGCGUGGUAUUGCUCCGGCUCCACGAAUAGCGAGCUCAUCGCGAAUCUGUUUAAGACGGGUCUGAUAAAAAAUGAAAGAGUGAAGAAUGCCAUGCUAGGCGUGAGUAGUAGCUCCUAUCCCUGGACUUCACACUGUCAAAACACUGCGGCCAGUGCUUACCCCUGCUUGACACAAUCGCCGGACCCCAAACGGAGGGAAAGGUUGACCCCCUUCUCCCCCGCCCCAUUCUUCCACGCCUAGCCACAUGUCUGCCUCCUAAAGGGCACUGGACGACCUGACAACAUUCCUGCUUUCUGGGUGAAAUGGCGUUUCUAACCAAAGUGCAAGGUUGAUCGCGCCCAUUAUGCGCCCUCAAGGCCAUACUCCGAUUCACCGCAGCCCAUCGGGCAUGGAGCUACCAUAUCUGCUCCCCACAUGCAUGGACAUGCCUGUGAAUACCUCAUCGACUAUCUGAAGCCAGGCUCGCGUGUGCUAGACAUCGGAUCUGGCUCGGGUUACCUCACCCACGUGCUUGCAAACCUCGUCGUGAGUCCUUCGUCCACGAGCGAAGCCGAUGGCCAGGUUAUAGGUGUAGACCACAUUCCGGAGUUGGUGGAGCUGGCACAGACAAACAUGCGCAAAUCAAAAGAGGGGAGUAGCUUUCUUGACUCUGGAAGGGUGAAAUUCAUUACCGCCGAUGGUCGCCUGGGCUGGAAAGAAGGUGCACCGUACGACGCCAUCCAUGUUGGCGCGGCCGCGCAUCACCUUCACCCCGUACUCAUCGAGCAGCUCCGCGCACCAGGGCGAAUGUUCAUACCCGUCGAUGCGGAGGAUGAUGAGGCUAGCUUUGGGCUGGGGGGAGGACAGUAUAUCUGGGUAGUUGAAAAAAGAGAGGAUGGUUCAGUCCGCAAAGAAAAGGUGUUCCAGGUUAGCUACGUUCCCCUAACCGACCGCCCGGGAAGAUGAGCAAGGAUGGAACGAACGAAGAGAAGAGCACAAGGCCAAUCCGUAUCGAAACGAAAUCAAUUAGGUCCAGUCUACUCGAAUGUGAGACAUCAGAAUGUUUAUGAAUACGCUUCUUGAGUCACAGUAUUGCCUUGUAUUAGAAAACCAGGGCAUGGCUAUGGCACAA